GUGUAAAUCAUCGUUUUUAUAUAUAUCAGAGUAUUACAAUAAAAAAAAAUCGGACUCUUAUUUUGUCAUUGUGCAUUAUCUUAACACGGAAACGAUAUGUUCAUUCUCACCCAUAAUAUUUGUAGCUUACAUGGGUCGUUUGUAUAAACAAAACAGAUCCGCCUAGCGUUUUGAGAAAUGUAAACUAUGUCGCCUCGUGUGCGCGUUACUAACACAUUCCAACGCUUUUGUCGUCGUUAUCAGCGCGUUUGAGCCCAACCCGCUUCGCGUAACGGCGCGUGCAGAGCGCUAAAUAACGGAAUUUAGCGAUCAAGACGGAACUGACAGUGCUGCGAAAACAUGGCAGAGUUGCACGUUGAGUCCAGCGCGACUGGCAUCCUCGAGCAGCCCGAUCAUUGUGUGAGUGUGAGACUGCCCUCACCCACCCUCAUGAUACCGACCCGGAGCGGCUUGUCCAGUCCGGGGGUCUCGGGUUCGAGAGCGGUGUUUGGGUUCCCUAUGAAGAGCAACCCCAGUUCCCCAUCGCCAGAAGCCACAGAGAAGCCAGGAUCUCGGUGGGUUCGACUCAAUGUUGGGGGAACCUACUUUGUCACGACGAAACAGACCCUGUGCAGGGACCCUAAAUCGUUUUUGUAUCGAUUAUGUCAGGAAGAUCCGGAUUUGGAUUCGGAUAAGGAUGAGACGGGAGCGUUUUUGAUUGACAGGGAUCCCACAUAUUUUGGACCCAUCUUGAACUACUUGAGGCAUGGGAAGCUGAUCAUCAACAAGAACCUCGCUGAGGAGGAUUCUCUGGCUACUGCAGGUGUUCUGGAGGAAGCAGAGUUUUAUAACAUUGCCUCACUUGUGCGGCUUGUAAAGGAAAGAAUACGAGACAAUGAAAACAGGACGUCUCAGGGCCCUGUGAAGCAUGUGUAUCGUGUAUUACAAUGUCAGGAGGAAGAGCUCACUCAAAUGGUGUCCACCAUGUCGGAUGGUUGGAAGUUUGAACAGCUUAUAAGCAUUGGCUCCUCCUAUAACUAUGGCAACGAGGACCAAGCAGAAUUCCUGUGUGUUGUUUCCCGGGAACUCAACAACUCAACCAAUGGAAUUGUCAUUGAACCAACUGAGAAGGCUAAGAUUCUUCAAGAAAGAGGGUCUAGGAUGUGAGAAGCCUGGUGCCUGCGCUUACACCGAUCUCCCAUCUUUUACUUCCCUUCUCCAGAUCCUCACUAUACAGCUGACUCCAAGUUCAUCAGAUCCUCUUCCCUCCCCCUUGUGCCUUUCCACUGUGGAGGUUUACGCCCCCUUCCUUUCUGUAGUGCUGCAACAUUAACCAGUCAGCACCGUUGCUAACUCACCGCUAUUUUGCAUCUGAGGUUAAACCCCUGAGGUUCAUAUUUGAUGCAAGACUGCUCAGAAAGGCUUACAGGGAAGGAUUUAUCAUUCAUCAUAAUGCUUAUUUAUGCAGCCGUCAUCAUAUCCUAAUCAUUGGCAUCGUAAUCUAUAAGGCGACUGGCUUUAAAGUCUAAGGGGCUGCAUUCAUACGACCGUAUUCUCCUCAGGACUUCCAAAGGUGUGCAAGAGAGACGCAGCAAAAGUCACCUCUCCGAUAUUCAGUAUAGCUUCUCUUAACAAGCACAUUAGCAACUGCUGUCUUGCAUCACAUUCAUUUCAAUAUCCACGUCUAAUUGUUCGAUCAGACCACGCAGCGGGUGGCACAAUGGACGAAAUGAAGACCGCCGCUUAUGAACAUUUAGCAUUUCAUCUCCGGAGUGGCAUUUUGUUAACUUAUAUACCCAUCUGGACAGGACCAGAGGAAAAGGGAAAACUCAUACUGCCAGUCGUCCGGUCAAAUGCACCACGUAAAGAAGUCACAUUUCCAAUUCCUGGGAAUAGAUUUUUUGCCUGCAUAUUUCAAAGCAUCAAAAUAGAAAAUGCAAAACAGAAGAUAUAUGUGGUUGUUGGGCAUGUGAGGAUUAUGUAUAUUACAACAUAUGUAUUACGAUGAGGCCGAAUGCAAGUGUAACUGUUGAUAUCUGUACCAUAGUGGUCGUUUUUUGUGUUUAUCAAGACAAGUUUCUCAAUUUAUCUGGGAGAGAUACUGAAUUAACCCUUAAUGUACUUUUAAAAUGCCUGGACGUGAGAUAUGUCUGUGUUUACCUUUAAACUCUGUAAAGGACUGGAAAAAUAGGAGAUGCCUUUUAUAGAGGUAUUAGGCUUAUAUAGUCCAGGUGGUUUAGUAGAACGCAUUAGUGGCUCGUUGUUUGACAUUUAACAUUCAAAUCUAGUUCUCCCCAUAAUACAGUUACAUUUUUGGCUAUUUAACUGUUCAACUUUAAAAAGAGUCUGAUCACAUCAGUGGAAUGUUGUUGAACGUAAAGGGCUCCAUUUAUUGUGGACGUAGAUUCUUGCCGUUGUUCCAAAAUGUAAUAUAUCAGUAUCUCUUCAGGUAAUUUGUUUUGUGUGUACUUCAUUUCGACAUUGAAGCUGGUAUUUUGUCUGCCCACAUUGUUUAACAUGACUCUUCUCUAGUAGCAGAUAAACUUGAUAAUUUUUUGUAAAAUAUACAUUGUGGAAUAUCUACUGUGACUAUGGAAGUGAUCGCAAAUGGACAAUAUUUGGAAAAAAACUCUUUGAACAGUAUCGUCCGGGUUGUAUUGACUAUUUGGUUGUUUAUAUCUAUUGCUAAACUGUUGAUGAUUGUAGGGGUCGGUCUAAGACGGUUGUAUGUGAUGUAUUUAUGGUCUGCAGUGUUUUAAAGUGUUGUCUUUCCCUCUCUUAGUACGUUAAAAGGUUUUUGCCUCUUUAUCGCAUCAAACGCCUGUUAUUUUGUUUAGCAUAUCAAGACUAAUUAUUCGAGUUUGUGAGCUACGCUUGGUUUGCCUGUCUUUAUGUGGCUGCCUUCCCUUCCUUUUUCUUUGUCUGUGUUAAUGUUUUCCCCCUCCUGGAGACAGUGUUUAUUUGUUCAACCCCAGUUGUUGGUCAAUGAAAGACCUUAUAAUGGGACCUUUUUGUACAUUUGUAUUGUUAACAGUUACAGAUAAGCAGAAUCCUGGAUUUAGAUCCAGAUGGCACUUUUUUGUCUCUGAUGUUUUAGUGUUGUGCCUUUGAUCUGUUACUCCCAUACGUUUAAUUUCUUACAGAUUUAUUCUUCCUAAAUACGGAUACAGGUUGAGAAACAUAUCAAUGGAGCAUAAUGGCCUGUUUACUCUUAUUUUGACUCUUAAAAAUUCUGUCCCUUGACUCGAAUACUGAAUGUGUUUUCCCCACAUUGUUUUUUGUUCUAGUGGUUUAUGUGCCUACCUAUCUGUAUUCAGACUUUUCACUCCUACCCCUUGCACUUUUACUUUGAGCUCUUAAUUUUGCACCUAUCUUUAUGUUCUCCCUGUGUGGAUUUUGUUCUAUUUUAAGAAUUGAACGCCAUGCAUGGCAUUAGAACAUGACAUUUGCAGUCUCAAGUUUAUUUAUGUUCAUGAAACUGAUAUGGUUGUCACAUUGACUGUUGCUUGUUACCCAGACUGAGGAAAUUUCAGCCUCCUCUCCACCAAACUUCAUCUGAGUUAGUUCUUGACGAAAACACGUUUUUCAAUUCCUUGUUUUGGAACGCUAAUUUGGAAGCAUGCAAUGUGUUAAGUAUAUAAUAUAUGUUAUAUGCUGGGCUUUUGACAUAUAGUGUAAAGGUUUAUGGGCGCAUGGUGGUUUGGAUAACAUUUAAGAAGUUAUAAUUGGAAAAAAAAACAAAAAUGUUUAGCAGGUUUAGACAGAAAAACUCUUCUGUAGACAAUGAAAUCACUAACAAAAUACUGGAUGAACUUGUUUAGGGUUAAAUAUGCCUAUAAGUAUAGUCUGCCUGUUUUGGAAAUGGACUCAAAGUUCAAACCUCUGUCAAGUCUUUUCACAAGUUUAAAACAAGGUCCAUGUUAAAAGAUAAUUUUUUGCCAUAAUAGUUAGUCAACAACACCUGCAUGCUUUAAUAUACAGUAAACACACAUUUUACGUGCUAAAAACCUGCUUUUACAUCGGUUGUUUUGGGUGUAUUGCAUUGUCGACAGUAUUGGUGUAAAGUGUCAAAUAUGUCAAUAGGUUUUGGAGAUUGUGGAGAAAAUAAGUGUUCUGGAAAUGAAAAGUCUUGAUCAGACUGUCUUUUCAUUUUUUUAAGUUUGUCUUCUGAUGCAGUUUAUUGCAAUGUACAGACUGCAAAAAAGAUAAUGUUAUGGUUUUUAUCAUAAAAUGUGUUUUGUGUUUCA
Messenger RNA from Paramisgurnus dabryanus, 4226 nucleotides. Lineage: Eukaryota; Metazoa; Chordata; Actinopteri; Cypriniformes; Cobitidae. The record is from RefSeq and is a predicted model, not a curated record.